This is a messenger RNA of Harpegnathos saltator (Jerdon's jumping ant), 421 nucleotides long. Its product is annotated as U6 snRNA-associated Sm-like protein LSm6. The record is from RefSeq and is a predicted model, not a curated record. Lineage: Eukaryota; Metazoa; Arthropoda; Insecta; Hymenoptera; Formicidae. Gene Ontology annotation, molecular function: RNA binding. The coding region runs from base 146 to 385 and encodes 79 amino acids. Gene Ontology annotation, biological process: maturation of SSU-rRNA; mRNA splicing, via spliceosome. The transcript is spliced from 3 exons. Gene Ontology annotation, cellular component: U4/U6 x U5 tri-snRNP complex; nucleolus; U6 snRNP.
CGAGCAAUCUAGCACAAAAACAAGCACCGUGUGCUGCUGGCUUAAGAGAUCGCAAGAGAGUUGUCUCAGUUGAAGGCGUUUACGAUUGAAAUAUCUGUUGGAGUGCUGACUGUUUUCAUUACUUACGAAAAUAUACAAUACAGUGAUGAGUCGGAAAGAAGCAUUAUCUCAAUUCAUACAACAAAUUCACGGGCGACCUGUCGUCGUUAAAUUGAACAGUGGUGUUGACUACAGAGGUGUAUUAGCUUGUCUUGAUGGUUAUAUGAACAUAGCACUUGAACAAACAGAAGAAUAUGUUAAUGGACAAUUAAAGGAUAAAUAUGGUGAUGCUUUCAUUCGUGGAAACAAUGUUUUAUACAUUAGUACACAAAAACGUAGAAAUUAAUCAUGACAUUAAUAAAUAAUUCAAAUAAACGUUAAA